This is a messenger RNA of Funneliformis geosporum, 1461 nucleotides long. Lineage: Eukaryota; Fungi; Glomeromycota; Glomeromycetes; Glomerales; Glomeraceae. The record is from the annotation of a GenBank genome assembly.
AUGGAAAAAAUUAUAAUCGCAAAAGAUAGUCAUAUUAAUUAUGUAGAGACAAUUACCGGCAUAGAUUAUGAUGGAGAAAAAUCAUAUGAAAUUCCGAUUGAUAACACUUCUCUCCUUGGUGAUAAAGAAAAAAGAAUACUAACGUUAGAAGUUGAAAAAACAGAAGGCACCAUAGUGCGGGGUAAUGCUGCACGUGAAGGAAAAUUCUUAGUGAUUGAUAAAUUUAGCGUCAAAAAUUUUUUUGGAGACAUUUUGGUGAAGAAACCUACCGAUGUUAGCAACAAAUAUGGAGGCAAAAUUACUAUCGAGUUUGACGAACAGAAAUUAAUUGAGAAUGCUUUGGGUUCAAAAUUUUGCCAAUUAACAUUACCUAAAAACCCUGCCAGCGAAGCCAUUUUGAGAGAUUUUGAAAAUGAUAAAAAUGAACCUAAAAGAGAGAUAAAAAUUAGAGUAAACAGUGCUAGGUUCUAUAUUGUAGGAGUAGGAAAAAUUGGAAUGGAAGUAAGAGAAUUCGGACAAAAAGAACAAACGACUUCUACAACCCCUCCUUCUUCCACCACAAACACCAAUGAAUUUACCGAAAAUUUUCCCGUAGACUUAACUUUCACCAUUGAUAGUGUCGAAAAGAACGGAAAUUUAACUAUUUUGAAAGUAGCAGGAGAAGGAGUUGUCAUCCAAGGUAAAAAUUUUACCCAAAUUACUAUUGAAAGUUGGAACCCUUUGUUAGCAGCAGGCAAUAGAAUAACAAUUGGAGGUAUUAAUUUUGGUCCGGAGAAAGCCCAAAUUAAAGAGAAGGAGGUUAAGAUUGGAUACUCUUUCACUCGUAUUCGUAUUAGCGAAGCAGAAAGUAGUGGGAAUAAUGGAAAUACCUCCAACCAAACUAAUAAUACUUCAAACCACAAAACUAAUGAGGAAAUCGACCAAGCAGCCAAAGAAAAUGUUGCUCGGGAGCAAAAAAAUACCGAAAAUAAUCUGAAUGAUGGCAUUAAUCAGGCUCAAAACGGAGAUAACGAAAAAAAAACUACGGUGGUUAAGGAUUCCGGAAAGGUUUUCGGAAAUGAAAAAUUUAAGCAACAGGAAACCAAAAUAAAAACUAUUGAGGAUGAACUUUUUCAAGCAGACCCCGAAAAGUAUCGCCAAGCCAUAAUAGGCAAGGUGAAAAAUAAGCAAAUUAACAGCAAAAGUGAAAUUGAAAAGAUUAGCACCCAGUUAAAUGUUAAAGUGGUUCAAGCCGGAGCCGAAAAAAAAAUAAAAAAUUUCGCAGUCCAAGUCCAACAAGUUUUACAAACUAAGGAUGAGAAAAAAAUUGAAAAAUUAUAUUCUGAAAUAGUGGAAUUUUUGGAAACAAUUAGGGAUAAUGUUUACACCGGAGAGCAGUUAAACCAAACUCAACAAUUAAUUCAACAAAUUAAAGAGAGUAGGAAAAAUACACCAACUACCAACUCGGAUAAAUUUCCUUGA